AUGGCAUCCAAAGAACUGAAAGUCUUCACGCGCGACGAGGUCGUAAAGCACAACAAAGAUGGUGAUCUCUGGAUCAUCAUCGACGCCAAAGUCUACGAUAUUUCGAGGUUCAAGAACCUUCAUCCUGGAGGUGCAUCGGUUCUACUCGACGAGGAGAUCGCUGGGCAGGAUGCAACUGAAGCUUUUUAUGGUCUCCAUCGGCACGAGGUCAUCGAGAAACCCCAGUUCGUUCGUCUCCAGAUAGGUACUAUCCAAGGGGAGAAGAGUGUCAUCCACGGCCGUAUCCUGGGAGAACUCAGCAAGGUUCCCUAUGCUGAACCUGGCUGGCUGUCAGAAGGGUACCACAGCCCAUACUACACCGAGAAUCAUCGAAAGUUCCAGAGGGCGGUGCGGAAAUUCAUGGAUGAGGUCAUUACACCCGACGCAAUUGCCCGCGAAGAAGACGGCAAACCUCCCAGCAAGAGUGUUCUCGAGGCCAUGGCCAAGCUGAACAUCCACGCCAUGCGUAUGGGUCCUGGAAAGCAUCUCAAGGGGAGAGAAUUGAUGGGUGGGCUUGUAAAGCCGGAAGAGUUUGAUUACUUCCAUGAGCUCAUUAUCAACCAAGAAUUUACGCGUCCUGGCAAGAGAGGAUACGGCGAUGGUCUCAUGUCCGGGUCGGUCAUCGGGCUUCCUCCCAUUCUGAACUUCGGAAGCCAGGCCAUCAAAGAGAAAGUCGUUGCAGAUGUUCUCUCUGGCCAAAGGCUGAUCUGCUUGGCCAUCUCGGAAGCCUUUGCUGGUAGUGACGUCGCGGGAUUGAGGACGACUGCAACCAAGACGGAAGACGGGAAGCACUGGAUUAUUAAUGGAACUAAGAAAUGGAUCACUAAUGGGACUUUUGCUCACUACUUCACCGUCGGAUGCAAGACAGAAGACGGUUUCACCGUCAUCCUUGUCGAGCGUGGAGAAGGGGUUGAAACCAAGCCAAUUAAGACCAGCUAUUCGCCUACUGCUGGAACAGCCUUUGUUACCUUCGACAAUGUCAAAGUUCCUGUCGAGAACACUCUGGGUCCUGAGGGUGGAGGAAUCUUCGUGAUGCUCAGCAACUUCAACCACGAGCGUUGGGUCAUGAUCUGCUCCUCUGCACGAUCUCAGAGGCUGAUCCUCGAAGAAUGCCUCAAGUGGGUCUCACAAAGAAAGGCCUUCGGCAAGCCCCUCCAUUCACUGGCUGUUAUCCGAAGCAAGCUGGCAGCUAUGAUUUCGCGGGUAGAGAGCACCCAGAACUGGCUGGAGAACCUCACCUACCAAAUGAACAAUAUGUCCUACAAGGAACAGGCGGCCAAGCUGGCUGGUCCUAUUGGCCUUCUCAAAAUGCACGCCACUCGCACCGCACAGCAGACGGCGACUGAUGCUGUUCAGCUCUUCGGCGGUCGUGGCAUCACGCGAACAGGAAUGGGAGAACAUAUCGAACAUUACCACCGUACAGUGCCGUUCGAUUCUAUUCUCGGUGGAGCGGAGGAUGUCCUCGGAGAUCUUGGUGUGCGGCAGGCAAUAAGGGGUAUUCCCAAAGAUGCAAGGCUGUAG
Messenger RNA from Cyclocybe aegerita, 1560 nucleotides. The record is from the annotation of a GenBank genome assembly. NCBI's taxonomy places the organism in Eukaryota, Fungi, Basidiomycota, Agaricomycetes, Agaricales, Hemipholiotaceae.